Molecule: messenger RNA, 1305 nt
Organism: Trichoderma aggressivum f. europaeum
Lineage: Eukaryota; Fungi; Ascomycota; Sordariomycetes; Hypocreales; Hypocreaceae
Exons: 7
Coding region: 1-1305 (434 amino acids)
Biological process (GO): transsulfuration
Molecular function (GO): transferase activity, transferring alkyl or aryl (other than methyl) groups; pyridoxal phosphate binding
Source: RefSeq, a predicted model, not a curated record
AUGGCGGACAAACUCAGCACCAACUUUGAGACACUCCAGCUUCACGCGGGACACUCUCCCGACUCGGCUACCAAUGCCCGAGCCGUCCCCAUCUAUGCUACCACUAGCUUUGCCUUCAACGACUCCGCCCACGGCGCGAGACUCUUUGGCCUCAAGGAGGAGGGCAACAUCUACAGCCGCAUUGGAAACCCCACCGUCGAUGUCUUUGAGAAGCGGAUAGCUGCCCUCGAAGGCGGUGUUGCCGCUCUGGCUACUUCCUCCGGCCAGGGCGCUCAGUUCAUCGCCCUCACUGCCCUCGCCCAGGCCGGCGACAACAUCGUCUCUACCUCCAACCUCUACGGCGGCACCUACAACCAGCUCAAGGUCACCUUCAAGCGCUUCGGCAUCACCACCAAGUUCGUCAAUGGCGACAAGCCCGAGGACAUUGCCGCCGCCAUCGACGACAAGACCAAGGCCGUCUACCUCGAGAGCAUCGGCAACCCCCGAUACAACGUUCCUGACCUCGAGGCCAUUGCCAAGGUUGCCCACGACAAGGGCGUCCCCCUCGUUGUUGACAACACUUUUGGUGCCGGUGGAUACUUUGUCCGCCCCAUCGAUCACGGCGCCGACAUUGUCGUUCACUCUGCUACCAAGUGGAUCGGCGGCCACGGAACCACCAUUGGAGGUGUCAUCGUCGACGCCGGCAAGUUUGACUGGGGCAAGAACGGCAAGCGAUUCCCUCAGUUCAUCGAGCCGUCUGAAGGCUACCACGGCCUCAAGUUCUGGGAGACGUUUGGCGCCGUUUCCUUCAUCGUCCGCGCCAGAGUUGAGCUCCUGCGAGACAUUGGUGCCUCUCUCAACCCCUUCGCCGCCCAGCAGCUCAUCCUCGGCAUCGAGACUCUUAGUCUCCGUGCCGAGCGCCACGCCCAGAACGCUCUGGCCUUGGCCCGACACUUGGAGAAGAGCCCCUACGUCUCUUGGGUUUCUUACCCCGGCUUGGAGAGCCACGCUUACCACGAGACGGCCAAGAAGUAUCUCAAGAGGGGCUUCGGAGGCGUCCUGAGCUUCGGAGUCAAGGGCGGCGGUUCUGCCGGCAGCAAGGUCGUCGAUGGCUUCAAACUCAUCACCAACCUCGCCAACGUCGGUGAUUCCAAAACCCUGGCCAUCCACCCCUGGACGACCACUCACGAGCAGCUGAGUGAGGAGGAGAGAGUUAGCUCUGGUGUCACCGAGGAUCUCAUCCGAAUCUCCGUCGGCACUGAGCACAUUGACGACAUCAUUGCCGACUUUGAACAGUCAUUCAAGGCCGCUGGUCUCAGCAACUAA